AUGAGCGUCGAUGAGCUGUUACGCGUCUUUCAACCGGGUCCUGGCCAGCCAUCUAGCCCCGAAAUUCUAGACCCGAGUCUAGCCCUGCAAUACGUCAGGCGCACUUUGGGAGAAAAUUCUAUACCUUUGACGUCAGCAGCUUCUGUUAUCAAGGCACCGACAAGCAGCGACCCUGUGAGCAGGGACUGGCCUAACGGGACCAACGGGGAAUUUGACGAAGGGGAUGACGAAGGGGACGACGAAGAGGAUGACGAAGAAGACGAUGAAGAGGAUGACGAAGAAGACGAUGAAGAGGACUACUCAGGGAGUGACAUGGAAUAUUCCGAUAUCGAAGGGUUUAAGGAAUGGGAGUUUGAAGAGAACCCCAGCGGGUAUGUCCCUGGCGAAGAGCUCAGAGUCAUGAACUUUUGGCGGAACCGUGGUGUCUAUGGACGGCCAACCUGGAGAGACAUAAAGGCUUAUAUGGAUGGAGUGCGACUCUGA
Colletotrichum costaricense is the source of this 483-nucleotide messenger RNA. RefSeq lists its product as uncharacterized. The record is from RefSeq and is a predicted model, not a curated record. NCBI's taxonomy places the organism in Eukaryota, Fungi, Ascomycota, Sordariomycetes, Glomerellales, Glomerellaceae. Bases 1 to 483 code for a protein of 160 amino acids. The transcript has a single exon.